Aspergillus calidoustus is the source of this 2857-nucleotide messenger RNA. Lineage: Eukaryota; Fungi; Ascomycota; Eurotiomycetes; Eurotiales; Aspergillaceae. The record is from the annotation of a GenBank genome assembly.
CGCCUUGCUAUCUUGCGGGCAUUAAGAGGAGUAAUAUUUGUUCUCCUUCAGUGCCGCAAAUCAAAGGCUUCAUUUUUCCAUUUACAGAUUAACCAUGCCUGCCAAUCCAUCUCAUGAAUCAUCAAGUCCGCCGCUGGGCGAGUCCGAUCAACUCCGUUCGGCAAGAGCGAGCGGCCGGAAACGAAAGAGAGUCUCCGUGGCCUGUCGAUCUUGCCGCGCACGCAAAUCUCGCUGCAACGGUGCUCGGCCCUGUUCGUCGUGCGAAGACGUGGGGACGGAGUGUCAAUAUGAACAGUUGCCGAGCCGGCAGGUCCCCGCAAGUGGCCCUGAUACAAGGGACCUGCUUGAUGCGAACGCGCUGCUCGAGCGGCGACUGCAGACGAUAGAAGAGCAACUUCAGGCCCUGCACUCGGAGAGAAGAUCGUUAGGGGUCCAGUCAGUAGUCUCUCCCACUGUCCGUGAUGGCCAACAGCCACAGGGUCCUAUAGAUCUAGGAAGGACACCGAUCCAAGAUGAUGGAGUGGAUGGUAUGGGUGCUGUCCCCUUGAAAGAUGGUGCCGAUGAAGACGAAUACUUUGGGAGUUCUUCUAACGUUGCCUUCUUGCGGAUGAUCAUGAAGUCUGUUGGCCACCGACCUGACCCAGUCUUCAGAAACUCUGACUCUGCCAUAAACCCCUCCACAGGUAUUGGACAACCUAGAGGAAACAACUCUGACGCGCGUUUUACAAGACCUCCCAUUACGACCCCCCUGUCCGAGGGCCGGCAACAAGCUCAUGAAGAUCCCCUUAAGCUUCCUUCUGCGGAAGAAGCAGAGCGUUUGUUGCGCUUUUACUUCACUACAGUCAAUCUGAUGAUUCCCUGCAUUCAUGAAGGCUCUUUCAGAGAGACUUAUUCAAGAAUGCAGAGUCAUGGGCUUAGUUCCGUGAGCAGAUCGUGGCUCGGCAUACUUAACGUGAUACUUGCCAUUGCGACAAAUGUUUUGUCCCCAACGUCACCUACCUGCGAGCGGGCGGCGAAAUCCAACGUUUACUUUGAGCAGGCACUUCAUCUAACCAGGCCCAGUGUCUUUGGACGCAUUUCAUUGGAAAUAGUGCAACUCUCUCUUCUCAUGGAAACGUACCUGGAAGGAACUCCAUCUUCUUCUAUGACAUGGACUUUCCACGGCCUGGCAGUGAAAGGGGCAUACCAAUUGGGACUUCAUGUGGUGGAUGGAUCUGAGAACCUGCCAGAACUCGAUCAAGAGAUUCGCAAAAGAUUGUGGUACUGGUGUGUUAUGAAUGAUCGUUUGCUAAGCGUCAGAUAUGGUCGUCCUCCCCUAAUACAGCUGUCUCAUGUGAGACUAGACGAAACCUUGCGUCUACCGUUUAGCAAUGUGUCCAACGCCACCACAGUCUCCAGUCUGGAAUACUUCAAUGCUAUUUUGUCCAUUACACACAUCAUGGGUGACGCGGUGGACCGGCUAUACGGCCAGAAUCUGGAGUUCCAAACUCAUCUCCCAAUGAGCGAAACGCUCGAUCGGAUCUUCGGACUAUCCUGGAAGCUAGCUCACUGGCAGGACAACUUACCUCCCACCUUACAGAUUAUAAACUCCACGAAAGAAGCUCUGAACGAUGUUCCUCUCACCGUUGGCACGACCAGAUUCCGCGUCCUGCUUUCCCUUCGCUAUCUGGGUGCAAGGAUCCUCAUAACACGACCCAUUCUGAGAAAAUUCCUUGACAUGGGCAGUAUGACUGCCUCUCACGAGCAUCGGUCAGAGUGGCUUGUCAGCUCUGGUGCUGGGCUGCUUGCAGAAUUAAUUCGUACGUGCCGCAACGUUUUGCAGAUCAGUAAGAGUAUCCUGCUCGGGUCGAAGAGUGACCAGAAUUUGCUCGGUGCCUGGUGGUUUUCCUGUUUCUAUACAUUCAAUGCUUCCCUUGCAAUUCUGGGUGUGCUCCUUAUCAAGAGAAUCCCCGCAUAUUCCAAAGCAUUUUCAAUGUUUUCGGUCUCGGAGCUCCGAGCCCUCGUCAACACAGCCAUCGAUAUCCUGCACGGUCUAGAUCAAGGCAACGAGAUGCUCAUCAAAUGUCAAGACACUUUGCGAAAGUUUCUCAUCGCCAUCGAUAUUGACGAUAAUGUGGCACAUUUUACACCCCAGCCAUUGACGCUAUCCCCGUCCAACGCGUGGACGUGGGAACUCAUCGAUCCGGCAUUCUUCGGCUCCGAGGCCUCGAUGAGUUUCGCACUCGGGGCGUUUGGAACUGAAGGUGGUGGUGGGUUUGAGGUACCAGCCAUAGCUGAGCCUUGGGAUAUCUCAGGGGUCUCGCAGCGGUCUGACCCAAGCUGGUAGUAGGGUUAUGUUUUAAUAUGAGGAAGAUAUGGUAUGGCAUGGGUGCUAAUAGAAGUGCUGUAAUGCAUCCGCCUUACUGGAGAUCUAUUAACUCUUUUCCCGUCAGCCUGUACCUAGGACUCGGUAGCGCUUCCUUUCGCGUGAUAUCGUGAUGUCCCGGUACGGAAUAUUAGACGCAUGAUGGUGUAACUCGCUCGAGAUGUUCUUCAAAUCUUCCACGGGGUAGGGGCGCCUGGUCGAGAGUUGAGAUGCUACCGCAUCAUUGCCGAUUGCCCCGCUAUCAUGUUUUAGGGAAAAGCUGGCUCCUCCUCGCUUCUAUCCUGGCUCGUGACAGACUUGUUGCGCCGGUUUCACGAUAUCCUACCGAGUCCACCGCUACUCUUGGCGCAUUCCAUGGUUGAAUCAUAGUCGUAAUAAGGGUGUGUCCCUUUAUGAUCAGGGGUAUGCAUCCAGCCUGAUAAAUCAAACUAGAAUAUCGCAGCCUAGAUCUCUAGUAAUUCUUAUACAAUGCAUGCAGAAUUAUAGGAUCAA